Molecule: messenger RNA, 1380 nt
Organism: Talaromyces atroroseus
Lineage: Eukaryota; Fungi; Ascomycota; Eurotiomycetes; Eurotiales; Trichocomaceae
Exons: 1
Coding region: 1-1380 (459 amino acids)
Source: RefSeq, a predicted model, not a curated record
AUGGCACCACCCAACAGAUCCGGAAAAACGAAGACGAAAAAGCAGGCCCAACAGUCCCGAAAACCAGUGAAUAACAAAAGAGAACCAAAACGAAACACAAGAAGAGAAGAAAAUAGAAAAGAAGAAACAAUUGAUUUAUUAUCAAAUACAACAACAAUAAUAUCAUCUGAUUUGCAACAGCUGUUGCUGAAUGUAUUCAAAUACGCUCUUUCUAUCUUCCCUUCUGCAUCAAACGAAGUGAAAGAUGGCAAUGAGCCAGCAAGAGGAGAAGAAACAGAUCCAGAUCUGAAUAUGCAGAUCCAAACCCUCAAAACGCAUCUGUACAAUCGAGACUUUGACUCGGCGUUUACGGAUGCGUCGCCUGCGCUGUUGCGGGCGUAUGCGUUGCGAUGGUCGGCGUCGAGGUGUUUGGCGUAUGCGGGCUUGUUUAGGGAUGUUGUGGAGUGUGUCUUGUCUGAUUCUAUUUCUGGAUCUGAGAAUUGUGCGGUUAGUGAUGAAGAUGAGGAGCUGGGUGUGUUGUGUAUUGGUGGCGGAGCUGGUGCAGAGAUUGUUGCUCUGGCUGGGGCGUGGAGGGCUAUUGGGGAUGAGCAUUUGGUUAAAGAAACAGAGCCCGUUGAAGAAGAAGAGCAGACCGGAAUUGGGAGCUUGUCACUAAAGGGGGAUGGCGAGCAGAAACAGAAGAAAAAGAAACUCGCCAUAACUGCAGUUGACAUCGCCGAAUGGUCCGAUGUCAUCGACAGGCUGGACAGAGCCAUACACUCAGUAGACAUCCCCGGGCCCAAAACCUGCGCCUCACCAUUGAUACAGGACGGUGCUGCCAUAGACAUCUCAUUCGAGCAUGUGGAUAUCCUGACUCUAUCAGAAUCGGAUCUCAAAUCCCUCCUUUCUCACUCUCUGCAUUCUCCUUCUGCUGCUGCUGCUGCCGCAACAAAAGAGAGGAGGAGGAGGUCUCUUAUAUCCCUCAUGUUCACUCUCAACGAACUCUUCUCAACCUCCAUACCGAAAACGACCCAACUCCUCCUGCGUCUUACAGACUUGUCAAGUCCGGGGACGGUUCUACUUGUCGUCGAUAGUCCGGGGAGUUAUUCGACAUUAUCCUUUUCGAAUCCUGACUCGAAGCCGCAGAGUAGUAAUACUAGUGGGCGACAACACCCGAUGAAAUUCCUACUCGAUCAUACGCUCCUGACCGUCGCAGAAGGAAAAUGGGAGAAACUUGUCUCGCAGGAUUCGAGAUGGUUUCGUAGGGAUGUUAAUAGUAGGUUACAUUAUAAUGUGGACUUGGAAGGGGGGCAGGGGUUUAUUAAAUUGGAGGAUAUGAGAUUUCAGAUUCAUGUUUAUCGAAGAUUGGAUUCCUCAGACAGCCAAAAAGAAAUUAGAUAG